Messenger RNA from Prorocentrum cordatum, 1209 nucleotides. NCBI's taxonomy places the organism in Eukaryota, Dinophyceae, Prorocentrales, Prorocentraceae. The record is from the annotation of a GenBank genome assembly.
AUGGCUCCGGAGCUGCAUGCGCUGCCGGUGCACCGGCAGGGCUACGGCUUCCCGGUCGACGUGUGGGCGACAGGCGUGUCGAUGUAUUGCGUCAUGUUUGGCGGCCGCCAUCCCUUUACCAACACUGCAGGCCUGCUGGACUUGAGGCUGCUAUGCCAGGCGAGCAUGGACUUCAGAGAGCCGGGCAUGAAGGGCACCCUAGGCGGGCUACGCUUCUCCGACGAGGCCCGGCAGCUCUGCAGGUGGAUGGUCGCCGUGGACCCCGUUCGCCGCAUGAGCGCCAGGGACGCCUGCGUAGCAGCAGCCGCGUGGGUGAGCAAGACGCCCGCGCUGCUGCAGUCCAGAGCACGGCAGCCGCGCGGCGCCAGUGAGGUGGGCCGACUCGACCUCGGGGCCCUCGUCGAGGCGCGCGGCUGCGACGCAGGCGAGGCCGCCCAGCUUGCGACGCCGCGGGCGCUGGAGAAGGUCGGCGGUUUCAAGAAAGUGAAGGAGGACGACCCCGCCCUGGGCGACCUCUGGCCGCCGCAGCGCGACCUCCUCGGCGCCCGGGUGGGCCAGUCUCUGGAAGCCGCGCGGCAGUCAGUGAACCCGAGCGGCUCCUCGCGGCCAGCCUGGCUCGUCACUGGGCGCCUAGGCCUCGCGUGCCCCGCAGAGUUUGCAGGCCGCGCCGGGGACAAGAAGUCGAACAAGUGCACCAACAAGAAGGAGCAGGAUGGCGGCGGCGGUGGCGGCGGUCUCCGAAAUCACUCCGACGGGUCGUCGCCCCCCCGGCCAUGUCAAGAGCUGCUCAUGGCCUUCGGGCUUCCUUCGAGUGGCGUGAGAGUGGAGCUGCGCCGCGGGCGCCGCAGAGACGCGCGCGGCGGCUUCGGGAGAGACCAGCGAGUCCGUGGCCUAUCUCUUCUGGCUCUCCCUUGGGCGCCCCGCGGGUGGGUCGACGGGCCCAGCCUCGCCGCGCCCUUCGCCGGACGUCAUUGGCAGCUGGUGCGCCAGCUUGGUGACAGGUAUCCAGGUCGACGCCGUGCAGGAAAGUCAAUGCCGCUCCCGUCUGGUGGCGUCGCUGACACCCAUUGGACUGCGACAGGGCUCAUGGGCGAUUCGCAUGUGGGAACCAGUGCCAAUUUUGAGGGGCGUUUCGCCCUCGCCACUGCCAACCUCGACAUCCCGUUCAGCAGUGCGACGAUCUUGCCCGGGGGCGCCAGUCGCGCCUGA